AUGCAAAGAUCAGGAUCGAGAGCUCCACAGGUGAGUUGUGGAUGUUUCCACAACCUCGUGGAUUUGUGGUUCGAAGGCACAUUUGAAGUCGAGAGUUCCACAGUUAUUGCUAAUCAAGUUAUUAUAAUUGAUACAAGCAAACUCAACUCCACUCAAGGAGGGCGUCUCCGUGGCGACGUUUUCUCCUUCGGCUGUUCACUUUUUGGUCGCAUAUUAAUAAUCGGAGACGAGGAUUUCAGUUUAGUGAGAGAGUGA
Messenger RNA from Sphenostylis stenocarpa, 255 nucleotides. The record is from the annotation of a GenBank genome assembly. Lineage: Eukaryota; Viridiplantae; Streptophyta; Magnoliopsida; Fabales; Fabaceae.